UGCAGACGCAGGCACGCAGAUGCAGAUAAAUCUUGGUUUGGGUCGUGCUACUUGGGGUUUUGGAAUCUCUUGACGGACCUACCUCACCUAAAUCAGGCGGUCGACGACCAAAGGUGCCGUAUUCUCCCUCUCUCUCUCCCUCUCUAUCUGCGACCGCAGUCCUUCCGACCACGCAUGGAGCAACUCCUGUCGAAGGCAGUCGACUUGUCCACGAAAAAGCGGCCCCACCGUCGUCGUUCAUUCCUUGCAUUCGCAAGCAAUGGGCGGGUAACAUCAUCUCCGGCAUCUCUGGGCGCCUUCCAGAACAACCGACUCUCACAAGGGACGUCAACAAACCAGCAAAAGCGACUCCAACGAGCGCCCAGUUGUGGCGGAUUCAAAUGGACUCCGCCGCUCUCGCCCGGGAACGACAAAGAGAACUCCGAGCUUAAGCCCACAACACCUGAGCAAGCCAUUGUUCUACUCCGAACCACAGGGUUGCCGCCUCUGGCGGAGCUCAAGUCGAUCCGACAAAUGGUGGGAGCGGCGUCGCGCACGUGGAUUCGGGACUUUCUGAUCCGAGGCGGCCGGGGGUGCGUCAACGCGAAGGUUCGAGAGAUGGCUCAAUUGGAGAUGGAGGCAAGAAAGCAUCGACCCAAACUGGCCCUGCUGCCCAAAGUGUUCGGCAGCGGCAAAAGCGACCUCCCACCUAGACCAACGCUGAGGGAGAUAUCGGAAGUCAGAGAGGAGUUGAUUCAACUCGUGCUGUUCCUGCACCUCAGGGAGUGAUGGAUGUGGGAUUCGGGCUGUGGCCUGUGGGAUGUCGUUGCGUUGGCGUCCAACAUGUCACAGACUUGUCUUUGAAAUGAUUCCUUGUAACCGUGCUUGUUUACGAAACGAAGGGAGGAAGGGGAAGGAAUGAAGUACGUGGGGAGGAGUUGUGACGAAGGGAGGCUCAUUCUGAAGCGCACUUGGCAUCUAUACAAAUUCGUGAUGACGAGGCAGUGUUGGUGUUGAUGACCUAUUUGUUUUUCUCUCUUGAGGUGCUCUGUGGAGAGCGAUGUCGCAGUCCUUUGCUUUGAUGUGAUCUUGUUCUGUCUCUCCGUUACCUCCAACACCUUCAUGUCUCCCUGGGGUGGCAUACGGACGAGCGAGCAGGCGUAUAGUUUAGUAUUUGGCAGUAGGGUACAAGUACGUCUUUUUCUCGGUUCCGAGGGGAAGGUUCCAGGGUCAGGAAACCGAAGCGCAAUAGAGACUGGUUCAUAUUUUGUGCACAUUUCGCUUGCUGUGUGUGCAGAAGAUCGACGAGCUUCGUGCGCGUUUCCCAUGGUCGUAUCCUUUUAGGAAUCCUUCGAUUUUGAUUGAUGCGCCCCCCUGGUAUCUGAUUUGUCGAGUGGUGCACGUAGUAAACUGUUGUACCGACGCGGUAGGCCAUCAGCCGCCUCCGACUUGGGUUAUCAUUUGGAGGUCCUGGAGCGUCGUCGUGGCUGCUCCCUCCUCCUUCCCGUGACGUGUGUUGGUGUGGCGUUAUUGCACGCAACGUUUGGGUGUUGGGAGCAGCUGCCGAAUACAGCGCUCCUGUGUUUUGUCUUGUCGAUUUGUCCGUCGUUUCUUGUGUGGGAAGGCGCGUCUUGUAACGCAUCAUUUUCCCUUCUUUUUGUCUUAAUUGUAGCAGUCGGAUCCUCGAGUCCACCAAGGCAAAUGGUAAUGUUUGUCUGGGUGUUAGAAGUGUGUCUUGUUCGUAGCUGUGACGCAGAGUUGCGAGAGGGCGUUUGAGGACAACGUGACUGAGUAAUUUUCGCGUGGUCCACCGGGUUGGCGGUUGGAAGAAUUUGUGACUAAUCUUUCAUCUCGUCGAAGGCCGGUACCCGUGCGCGCAGCGCUUGAUCUUUUCAUGCCUGCCAGCUUCUGUACCAUGUGGGGCGCUGAGUCAAAUGUUAGCUUCAGCAUGGCGACAAGGUUGACCUGUUUUCUACCCUUCACACUGCUGCUGCUGCUGCUGCUGCUGCUGCUGCUGCUGCUGCUGCUGCACAACAACGUGGUCAUUCCGGUGGAUUGAGUAUCACUUGUUUUUGGCCACGUAAUUUUUGGUAGGAGGUUGCUAUUUGCGGCACCUCAUGGUGAUGAUGAGUUUUAUUGCGCGUGUCAGGAUCCUUCCACGCGAGCUCGGUUGUGGGUUGCUUGGCCGAAGGGAGCGAAGCCGAAACACCGCGAGAAGCGAGGGGGGGCAAUGUCUGAUGCUGAUUCUAGCGUAUGGAAUCUCCGCAAUGCUGUAUAUCUUGGUCGGAUGACAACGGGCGAGAGCCCGCAGCCUAUCGACAAAAAUUCAGAGGGUAAGGUAGGGUGGGGUGGUGCUGGCCGAUGGCGUUGUGGACUACGGUUCAGCCCAGGGGGCGGCGGUUGAGCCUGCUGUGGUGCCAGUGACAUAGGGCGUUGACUGCACGACUUUUCUGGGGACGGUGCGUGUGUUUAGGGCGACUCAAGCCUGUGUUCGUUCCUUGGGCUUUGGUUCUUAACUGGUUGUUUUCGAACGUUAUUUCCUGCUGCAUGCUGCGGAGUCACUUUCAUCGGCUUGUUGUUUUUUCGUCGCAAUGUUUCCGCCUCUGACCCACCAGGUAUGACGUGGACGCGUCAGCGUUUUGGUUUCGGAUGGGGAUAUGGUCGACUCAAGAGAGUAAAUAUUUGUUGCGAUUAUGAAUCUCGCAGAGGAUGCUGCUGAAGGUACGUAUUGUACGAUAUUUCGGGACUGCGGUAAAGGCCAGGGGCGAGAUUGUCAGAGAAGAGUGCCUGCUUUCGCUAAGAGCAGUUGUUUCUCGCCCCGCUGGUAUCAUCAUAUUUGCUGUUCGAUUUCGUUGUACUUAAAAGUCUACUUCUUGUAGGCACCAUCGAAUCUCGUCGGCGUUUUUGCUGUCGGCAACAUCGAUGUUGCUCGUGGGGUUUUUGGUGAUGCUGGGCUCAGGUUGUUGGAGCACGUACUAAGUAGAUUCGUGGACUUUGCUUCUGCCUGCUGUAUAUUUUUUUGUUUCGGUCGUUGCGAGUCCUUCAGUAGGAGUACCCCGACGUUUUAUGAAAGUCCAGCUGUGUACUUAACGUUUACAUUUAUUUGCUCUUGCGGCCCAAUCCGUUUUAUCUAGGAGGUGGGCAGACAAGUCAUACGUUGACACGAGUGCGUCCGUGUUUUGCUGGUUGUCUGUUGCGCUUGAGUGAAAUGGCGGUGAAAGAGGCUCGAUGAAGUCUGAGGAAGUUGCGACUGAGACAGUACGAGCUACACUUUUGGUUCUCAAAAAUGUUUUUCGGUGUUCUGAAAGGUUACAAAAAUGUUUUUUUGCAAACGCU
Messenger RNA from Ectocarpus sp. CCAP 1310/34, 3315 nucleotides. The record is from the annotation of a GenBank genome assembly. NCBI's taxonomy places the organism in Eukaryota, Phaeophyceae, Ectocarpales, Ectocarpaceae.